CCGGACAGAAAGACCACAGGGAUCUGACAAUCCCGCUCUAUAUGGAAAAGGCUGUGGAACAUGAAGAGAAGUGGCGUCUCACUAUGGCUGUUGAUCGAGAGAGAUAUCGACCGAUAAUCAAGAUUCGAGAUACCAAGGACCCCCAGGGCCUUCCCAAUGCUCUAUACGAGCGUGCGUUUCAGGAAGUGUUCGAGUUCAGCCUGAGUACCGGUAUCACUGAGGAGUUACUUACAGACAUAGCGCAGAGUUUUCACCUGGGCAAGGGCUCAAGGGAUAGCUUGAGAGAAGUCAUCCGACGCCUUUUCAGUAUCUUUCAGGAGAAGGACGCGCUCAGUCUGGAAACAGAUCUUUUGUUUCUUAAAGAUGGAAAGUUUAUGUGCAACAACUCGGAUUUCUUCUUUGACGACGCAGCUCGGGAGCGGCAGCGAAAGCUCUUUUUCUUGAGGGAUAAGAAACAGGAGAUCCCAGAAGAAUUGCGAGCGGAAAAGCAUGGGUUGGUGUAUGUUCAUAUGGAUGGAAAUAUUGGGAACGUGGUUAAUGGUGCGGGACUUGCGAUGGCUACGAAUGAUGCGAUUAGUCUGUAUGGUGGUUCGAGUGCGAACUUUCUUGAUGCUGGGGGUCAAGCGACCAAGGAGACGAUGCUGCAGGCUUUCAAGAUCAUCAUGUCUGAUAAGCGAGUCAAGGCGAUUCUAGUCAACAUCUACGGCGGAAUCACAAGAUGCGAUAUGAUCGCAGAGUCCAUCAUAGCAGCAGCAAGCGAGCUUGGUCCCUUGAAAGUUCCCAUGGUAGUCAGAUUACAGGGAACAAACUCAGAGGCUGGACUCAAGCUGCUCAAAGAUGCCACCUUGAAUAUCCACGUUGAGGCAGACUUUGGGAAAGCCGCUCAGGAGGCAGUCAGGUUGGCAGACAUAGGCGCGAAAGCUGAAAGCUGAAGGUAAAGCGACAGAGUGUUGGUGAGCUGCCCGAAUAGCUUGAAGAGGACAGCGAAGCGAGAUAGGUAUGUUCUUAGGGGUUUGGAUCAAACUGGGCUGCUUCUAAGUUCUCUGUGGUGAUAAAAGCUCUCAGCCACAAGUCUCAAUUGCAAAUAACACAUCUGAGCUGCUGCUUCAACUGGAUCCUUGACAUCAACGCAAUUGCAUGUUCUAUGAUUGCCAAUUGGGAUCUAGGGUCUAUGACUAUGGCUAUUACUUUUAUGCAGGGGGAAUACUUUCUACUA
This is a messenger RNA of Fusarium odoratissimum NRRL 54006, 1216 nucleotides long. RefSeq lists its product as uncharacterized. Gene Ontology annotation, molecular function: succinate-CoA ligase (ADP-forming) activity. The record is from RefSeq and is a predicted model, not a curated record. The transcript has 3 exons. Gene Ontology annotation, cellular component: mitochondrion; succinate-CoA ligase complex. Gene Ontology annotation, biological process: tricarboxylic acid cycle; succinyl-CoA metabolic process. The coding region runs from base 42 to 932 and encodes 296 amino acids. Lineage: Eukaryota; Fungi; Ascomycota; Sordariomycetes; Hypocreales; Nectriaceae.